UGCUGAAGUGAAAAGCCGAAGUUAAAUUUGAGUGUGAGAGCUGCAAGACACCAACUUCUCACUGGACAGAGGUUAUCAUAGUUGUCAAUGCAGUGAUGCAAUAUCAACCUUGUCCAGUCAUCAGUGCUGUUCAUUCAUCAGUGAUUCUUGUUUUUGGUUUUCUUUGUAGUUGGCAGGAUUUAGUCGCAGGUGGAAUUGUAGAGUAUAUUGAUGUCAAUGAAGAGGAGACGGUUAUGGUGGCCAUGACUCCAGAUGAACUGGUAGAGAAAGGUCAAGCUUACUGUUCAACGUACACACACUGUGAAAUUCAUCCUGCCAUGAUCCUUGGAGUCUGUGCGUCUAUCAUUCCAUUCCCUGAUCACAAUCAGUCUCCUCGUAACACAUACCAAUCUGCUAUGGGAAAACAAGCCAUGGGUGUGUACAUUACCAACUAUCACGUCCGUAUGGACACACUGGCCCAUGUGUUGUACUACCCUCAGAAGCCUCUGGUCACUACACGUUCCAUGGAGUACCUCAGAUUCAGAGAACUGCCUGCUGGAAUCAAUGCAAUAGCAGCUAUUGCAUCUUACACUGGGUACAACCAGGAAGAUUCAGUCAUCAUGAAUGCUUCAGCUAUUGACAGAGGACUUUACAGGUCUGUGUUUUAUCGAUCAUACCGUGAUCAAGAAUCCAAGAAAGGAAUGGACCAGGAAGAGACAUUUGAAAAACCAACAAGGGACUCAUGUCAGGGCAUGCGUAAUGCAGUGUACGAUAAGCUGGAUGAUGAUGGGCUCAUAGCACCAGGAACUCGUGUGAGCGGCGAUGAUGUCAUUGUAGGCAAGACCAUUACCCUUCCAGAAAAUGAGGACGAGUUGGAAGGAACAACUCGAAGGUUCAGCAAGAAAGACUCAAGCACAUUUUUGCGACCCAGUGAGACAGGGAUUGUAGAUCAGGUUAUGGUAACUAUCAAUCAGGAAGGCUACAAGUUCACAAAAAUUAAGGUUCGAUCUGUUCGUGUUCCCCAAAUUGGCGACAAGUUUGCUAGUCGGCACGGUCAGAAGGGAACUUGUGGAAUAACGUAUCGUCAAGAGGACAUGCCAUUCACGUGUGAAGGGAUCACUCCUGAUGUGAUUAUCAACCCUCACGCUAUUCCUAGCCGUAUGACAAUCGGUCAUUUGAUCGAGUGCCUCCAAGGAAAGGUUUCAGCUAACAAAGGAGAGAUUGGUGAUGCCACGCCCUUCAAUGAUGCGGUGAACGUUCAGAAAGUUUCCCAGCUGCUCAACGACUAUGGCUAUCAUCUGAGAGGUAACGAGGUGUUGUACAAUGGCUUCACGGGUCGGAAGCUGAAUGCGCAAGUUUUCCUUGGUCCGACAUAUUACCAGCGUCUUAAGCACAUGGUGGACGACAAGAUCCACUCUCGAGCCAGAGGUCCAGUCCAAAUUCUAACUAGACAACCUAUGGAAGGACGGUCACGGUAAGUCAAUGUUUAACCGCGAUGGAUUUCCCAGCGUAAAUUCAACGAAGUAUGAUGGUUUUUACCCGGUAGGAUCACGCUUGCAUAUUAGCCGAAUAUUUAGCAGGUCCUAGUUCUGUUGUAAGAGAAACAGAAUCAUAGUUUUUAAACUUAUCCAAUAGCUGCCAAUAGCUGCCAAUAGCCCAAUUUCGAUAUAUUAAAAUUCAGCCUAAAACAA
Molecule: messenger RNA, 1670 nt
Organism: Orbicella faveolata
Lineage: Eukaryota; Metazoa; Cnidaria; Anthozoa; Scleractinia; Merulinidae
Product: DNA-directed RNA polymerase II subunit RPB2
Biological process (GO): DNA-templated transcription
Molecular function (GO): ribonucleoside binding; DNA binding; DNA-directed RNA polymerase activity
Source: RefSeq, a predicted model, not a curated record